UCUACAAUUUUUUCAUUGCAGAUGACCAUGAUUUUCUACGAGGUUCUUAGGUUAUACCCAGCAGUACCUAUACUUGUUCGAACUGUACACAAGAAGACAAAGGUCGAAAAUUUUGUUCUACCUCCUGGACUGGAACUUUUGUUGUCAGUUAUGUCAAUCCAUCGUGAUCGUGAAACUUGGGGUGAAGAUGUAAUGGAGUUCAAGCCUGAGAGAUUUUCUGAAGGAAUUACAAAGGCAACAAAGACCCCAGGCACAUUCCUUCCUUUUGGUGGGGGUCCCCGUAACUGCAUUGGACAAAACUUUGCAAUGAUAGAAGCAAAAAUAGCCUUAGCAAUGAUUUUACAACGUUUCUCAUUUCAGCUUUCCCCAUCAUAUGUGCACGCUCCUUCCCAUGUUUUUACACUGAAUCCCCAACAUAGUGCUCACUUGAUAUUACAGAAAAUUUAGGAUUUGAUUGAUCUUUACAAUGAUAAUAUGUAAAAUGAGGAUCUUACCGCUGUGGUUUUCAUAAAUGAAUAAAAUUUAAUAUGUUAAAUUCUAAGGCCUUGGAAAACUCAAUGCAGACCUUGUGUAACUUAUACAAUAUAUUGAAGGAACAUGAUCUUAUAUCUCUAAAACUAU
Camellia sinensis is the source of this 621-nucleotide messenger RNA. Its product is annotated as cytochrome P450 72A397. NCBI's taxonomy places the organism in Eukaryota, Viridiplantae, Streptophyta, Magnoliopsida, Ericales, Theaceae. The record is from RefSeq and is a predicted model, not a curated record. Gene Ontology annotation, molecular function: oxidoreductase activity, acting on paired donors, with incorporation or reduction of molecular oxygen; monooxygenase activity; heme binding.